Messenger RNA from Aspergillus tanneri, 336 nucleotides. RefSeq names its product ER lumen protein-retaining receptor (gene ERD2). Gene Ontology annotation, molecular function: ER lumen protein retrieval receptor activity. NCBI's taxonomy places the organism in Eukaryota, Fungi, Ascomycota, Eurotiomycetes, Eurotiales, Aspergillaceae. The record is from RefSeq and is a predicted model, not a curated record. Gene Ontology annotation, biological process: endoplasmic reticulum to Golgi vesicle-mediated transport; protein retention in ER lumen. Bases 1 to 336 code for a protein of 111 amino acids. Gene Ontology annotation, cellular component: endoplasmic reticulum; cis-Golgi network; membrane. The transcript is spliced from 3 exons.
AUGAAUGUUUUCAGGCUUUUAGAGCUGCUCCGGACUGUCAUUCAAAUUCCAUAUGCGAUCAUUGGCGGUGUAUUGUCUCUAAUUCACUCAGAUCUCUUCUGGGCCUUCGCCGACUCCCUAUACAAUACGACCUUCAAGAUCCUGUUCAUUGGCUCUUCCGCUUAUAUAAUUUAUCUUAUGCUCAACGACUACAAGCCUACGCAUGAUCCGAAUCUUGAUACUUUCAAAGUCCAGUACCUUUUAGGCUUUAGUGCCUUCUUAGCUAUUGCUUUCCCCCACGACUAUAGGGUUUCCGAGGUCAGUCCUGUUAGUCUUGUAGAUGUUGAAGAAGUCUGA